GGAGGAUAAAGAGAAAAGAAGAAGAAGAAGAAACUGUCAGAUGAGAACAGCUCUGUUCUUCACCUCUCUCUCUCUCUCUCAGUUCUUCAGUAGCGUCGCUGCCUCGCUCGCCCCUCUCAGGGCUGCUGCUGCUCCUCGCUCGCCCGUGUCUCUGUGCGAUUCCUGAGGAGAGAGAGGUUGGAUGGAGCCGCUGCCCACAGACUGCUGCUGUUUACGCUGCGGCAUCAUGGGAGCUGUAGUUUCCCAGGCAGCGCAGGAGGACAGCUGAUUGGCAGAGGGACUGAGGGUCAUCAGAGUUUGGGGAUGUGAGCUGGUGGGCGGACGAACCUCAGCAAACUCUCUCUCUCUCUCUCUUCUCUUUGUCUUCCCAUUCUCUUGCUCUCUAUUUGACCCUUGUUCUCCCCGAUUCCUCCGUCUUCACCUCUCUCUGUGGAUCCCUUCAUCUGAGCUCUCAGUCUUUCCUUCUCUCCCUCUCAGUCUCACCAUCCUUCUGUUUUUACCCUUCGUCCCUGCAUCUAUCUCUCUCCUCCUAACUUCUGCCCAUCCGAGGAGAAGUCAGGAUGGGUUGUCGCUUCACUCGGAUCAAGGCCAAGACUCGAGAGCCUCCUCCCCCCCGACACAGGGAGGAGCUGCACUAUGUGGACGAGUAUGGCCAGCCAAUCACCGUGCAGGUAGAAGGGAGACGGGGACGUGGUGACAGGAGGCGCCGCUCCCGUUGUGCCAAUGAGUGCAGCGCUCCGACAGAACGGCACUGGGAGGCCCUGAGAGCCAUGGGAUUGAUGGAGGGAGAGGAAGGUCAGGGAGACGCCUACAGCGCAGGGCCCUACUAUGGUCACAUGACCGUGUCACCUGACCUUUACUCGGCCAAUAGUCGCAUGAUGAUUCCUCCUGAUGUCUACGCUCACAGCGGCUACCUGCCCAGGUCUUCAAACGACCAGCAUCCGGGGAACAGCUACCUGCCGACCGUCUCCUACAGCUUAGACCACCUGGACAGACUCGACUACCAGGUGGCUCCAGAGAUGUCGCCCUACCAGCCGAACUCAGAGAGCUGUCUGAUUGGCUGCUACAACACUGAAGAGAUGGAGCCAAAGAAUUUCCCCAGACAGUCUGACUAUCCUCAUCCCUGGCGGCCUGAUCGUCCUUUCGGAUACCUUCCACUUAGUGAGCUUGACAGCGGGCUAGGUUGUGGACCCGAUAGCCCCGACCACCGGAUGGCGCUCUCUGAGGCCGAGACGGACGCCAUGUCAUCGCUGCCAGGCCACACCGCUUCCUCCCAAGGCUCCUCCUCUUCCUCAGAAUCCCUAACCUCCUCUGAACCCAGCGACUCUGGCUUCCACAGCGUCAGCACCGGGGAACACAGGCGGCUGCACAAAAUUCAAGGGAGCCACGGCCAUCGGCAGUCUCAUCAUCUCCGCACAGGCCACUCCCCUCGAGAGCAGAGAGGACGCUGGGAUUUGGAGUCCAUCCCUGAAACAACUCAGAUGAGUCACCCUGGAGCCCCACUCGCUUCUCGCUGCACAGUGGGUAACAGCACAACCACAACAGUUCACUUCCACAGAGCUGAGCGGAGUCCCACCCGCCACCGAUCACCAGCCUCCCCCUCCAUCGGUUGCCAUACUGAGCCCUGCCAACGGAGAGCGCUAUGGUUGGAGCAGCAGCAGGGAAGAGGUGGGACGAUAGAAGCUCCGGGCCGGAGUCGAACGAUACAAGAUUUGACUGAGGGACAGCGCGCCCGCAGGGCCAGUCACCCGAAUGUGACAGAUCCAAACACUCUGAGUGACAAACUCGAGAACAACCAGCCAGGUACAGCCAGCAACACUCUGGGGCCAAGGAGCAGGGCCAGUUAUCCCAGUAACUGCCACCCCACCAGUCACCUCAGUACAGACAGAACCAGUCUCACCAAUCAUCAGAACUCGUUGAGAACCAGCCAAGGCUCCAUUCGGAGCAGAGAGGAGGACUCCCUCUCCAAGAGUCCUGGAUCUGGCUCCAGUGGAGCCUCAGACUGGCGAGGCUUUCAGACCCUUGGGAGUCGCUCAGGCAACCUUAAAGGUUCUGUUCCUUUUUACAGCACACUGGGUGCACCACAGCGGAGGCCUCACUCUCCCCCCUCUCCCCGCUCCAGACUGUCCAAUCAGAAGUCAGUCAGGAAUCAGCUGCUCAGAGCCCGAGCUUACCGCCUGGCUAGGGAGCGCAGUGAGGUCACAACAGAUGAGGAGGUGCGAGGAGACGGGCGGAGACAACGGGAGGAUGAAGGAGAGGACGGCAGAUUGAUGGGUCGAUACUGUAGCCGGACGGAAAGGAGACGUCACCUGGCGCAGUCACGGCAGCACAGGGAGAGAAGAGGAGGGGAGGAGCUGGCCGGAGGCGUUCAGGGGUCACUGUCGUCUCAGACGGUGCUGGAGCUGAGCCACAUGAAGCAGAACCGGCUGAGGAACAGAAAACUGCUCGAUGAUUGGACAACAGUGGAGGAGCUCCUGACUCAUGGGACCCGAGUGGAGAGUGACAGUCAGCUCUGUCCCAGCCCUCUGUUAUCGGUUACUACUGUCUGACUGCUCGCACACAAUCCGACCAUCAGUAACUGAGACCUCCUAACUACCACAGGUCCAGAUUCACUAAAGGUUUGUGUGGUUAAAGUUAACUUCAACUAAAGCUACCAAAUCAGUUAGACGUGUUCGUGACUGAGCACAGUGAUCAAUACAGCAAUCACCAAUCAAUUACAGAAUUCAUUACAUUAUCUAAAACACGUUAACAGAAAUAUAUCAAGGACGGACUCAAUUUGCAACAUUUAGCAACACACUGUGAAUAUUGUUAAAUAUCAGGGAUCUUACAGAGAGAAUCAUGAAGGAAAGGAACUGGCUCGUAUGUGAGUGUGAGAAGAAACCUUUUGGAGAGGCGGCUCUCAGGUUCGUUGGUCUUGGAUUGUGUUAUUGCUAAAAUAAUUAAUCUCAUGGCCUCAUUGUCAAGUUUCUUGCUAUGAUAGCUUUCGGUAGCAGGUUAUGCUGCGUUCAUUUCAUAUCUAUUACUUAAUAGAUAUGAUGCGGGAGAUGCUGGGAAUUACUGACAGGAACGAUAUUUACCAGCUGCUACAGACAUUUCACCAAACUGCUCGAAAUUAAAUUAGAAUGAAUCCAAUAUUAAAAUUUGCUAAUUUUACAAGACCCAUACACGGUUUAGUUUCACUUAACAACAAACUGGACCAAUGACUGAAUAUAAACAUACACAACUUCACAGUUCUCAAAACUGAAGCCAAAAGCAUUUCGAUUGCCCCCUGGUGGCUGACUGCAGUAUCAGUCAUAAAACCUGCCUGAACUAAAAUAGUAGAUGUUAAAUAAAUGUUUCUCAAAGAUGGUUUCUUUCAUUUCAGGUCGUUCUUAUCACACUUAUGUUCAAGUGUUCAUGUUUCUGAUCACUUCAGUUUUAAUUAGUUAUUUGAUGAUAUAAAAACAGGCUGAGAUGAUUGACAGCUGAAACUGACUCGCGAUUGGUCGAGCAGACCUCGAUGUCGUCGAUCCAUCCCCCGUUUGCUGACGCUAAAGUUCGUUCGAUAUUCGGAUUUUAUUUAAAAAAUAAUGAUAAACACAAAACAAAAGUAGCUAGCUUAGCGAUAGAGCUAACCACCUGGAACAAAUCUGUGAACACCCAUUUUCCUGCUCUUCCUAUUAUGUUGAUAUUGCAUGAAUGCAGCAUUAGCUCCCAGGCUAAUUAGACAACUUGCUACUGAGGUAGCUGUUUGCUAAUUGACUUGCUAGGUGGUUAGCUCAUUAACUAACUUUAUGUUUGAAUGAAGAAGUUUCAGAGAUCCUCAGUUUAUGGUUGACCAGGGAACAAGUCAAUAUAAUCUAUAAAUGUAGCUCAAGAAAGAAAUGCUAUAAGAAUACAAGCAUUUUAAAAUACUAGUGUCCCGUUCUCACUGUACUUAAAGUUUGUCUGGAGCCUCACAGUCGAACACAGAUGAUUACAUAUAUGUCACCUGGACACAGCAGUUGCACAUAGUUGGAUCUAAAAUUACAAAAUCAAAGUCCCAUUGUAAUCUCAGUGAAUCUGGAUGUUGUGUUGUUUAGGACGUUCAAAUGGCCAAAGAUAACACCGGGGCUCAGGAGGGAUAACAUGAGAUCUUUUAGAAUCGGUCUGAAAAGAAUCUGUGACGAGGUCUGUACCAGUAUCAGCUGGGUUUCUUUCACUGGACGGACGGAUUCCACACACACCAGCCUGACUGUGACUGGUACGAUACAUCACACCACUGAUUGUGUUGCCUUGUGGAAAAGUGUCUUCACCUCCUUUUCUGGUUUAUUGCCUUUGUGUCCGUCUCUUUGUGCCAGAAAAUGUCAAAGUCUCUGAAACAAACUGUUUGGACGCCCUGCUCGCUGUGAGCCUGUCACAGGACUCCUGCACCUUUACGAUCAAACUGUUGCUGUAUCUAGUCGCCACUUUCACUGGUGGUUUACUGUUUUAAUCUUCAUGCACUCACACACACAGUGAAUAUGACUCUUCAGGCAGUCGGGCUCAUGUGUGUAACCUGGUUUCUGUUUUAGAAGACGUCUGUUUGUCUGAUUACUGCAGUAAAUCUGUUCAGCUCAUGUUGUGCCACAUGUCAUGAAUCAGAAAUCACUUCAUAUUUAAAGGAAUCAUUUGACAGUUUGGUAAACAACACAGAUGAGGAGACAGAGAGUCUUUCAUGUCUGUCAUUUAAAUCUGAAGCUAAAGCCAAGAGACAAUUCGCUGAGCUUCGUGUAAAACGUUCAUUCCGUCAGAAUCCCAACGUUCAUUUGGUGCAUUUGAACUGGUGUUGAGUCCUGAAGCUGCUGAUGCUGGGAGUAAUAACAUAAUGACGUUACCAUGGCUACCAAAUGAACUGCGUCAUUCACUUUCUCCAUUCAAACAGAAACUGUGUGUGACUUUUAUCUUUAAAGACAUUACAGUUCCAUUAACCUUUAUUUAUACAUGAAGUUCAUUGAGGGAGGUCCUGAUUCACAGUGACGUCCAACACAUUUAAUGGAUAAAUGUGAAAGUGACGUCAAUAUUCUCGUAUAAUUAUUUUAUUUUCCAAAAUGUCAAAUUAUUCCUUUAAUAUGUUUCCGCUUCUGACAUUUGUAAAAUGUUGCGAUCUGACGUGUGAACACAUGAACUACAUGUUGUGACAUGUCACUGUGUUCGGUGCUUGGUUACAACAUUUUAAUGUUAAUCCAGCUCGUCAGGUUUUCAGUGAGGAAAUUCAGGUGGGUUUAUUUUUUUCAUGUGAUUUCGUGUGAGUCUGUGAGGAUUAAACUCGUAAAUAUCGAUAUCUCUGUCACGAUGAAGGCGACUAUGAACUAAUACUGUGUGAUUACAGAGGAAGAGGUGGAAGAUUCAUUUGAAAAAUGUUAAUCAGGUUCAAUGUUCUGAUGUAAUAAUGUGUCAUAAUGAAACUGUUCAAUGCAAUUUUCUUAAAUACGAGAAAAUGCUGAUUUAUUUUCAUAUUCUGUUGGAGGAAGUGAAUUCCUGGAAACGUGAAUCACAAAGUAAAUGAAUAUAUUUGAGGAUUUCUUUUUUAAACAGUGUGUGUGUGUGUGUGUGUGUGUGUGUGUGUGUGUGUGUGUGUGUGUGUGUGUGUGUGUGUGUGUGUGUGUGUGUGUGGAAUAUGGUUAGUUAGCAUACAGAGUUUGGUACUAACUUGUUCGUAGUGUUUAGCCAAAAAUUGUAUGACUUUGGUUUGUGGACAAUCUAGAAACUUAUCACUGUAUAAUGUAAAAGUAUAUUUAUAUACUUAUUAUUUUAUAAUGACAGUAGUUUUUUAUAUUUUAUUUUUGCCUUUAGUAGAUUAAUUCUGCUUUUCUCCGACAUCUUGCUAAGCUAGUGUACGUAGAAGUUAGUGUACAAUCAACUGUUAGCAUACACUGGAUUUAUUAUUGCAUCGUAAACCUAGCAUGCUAACUCAAACAUUAACACAGAUCACUGUAACUGAAGAUGGACGACAAGACAGCGGCACAAAAGUGAUGCCAAAACAUCUGGAUCGCCCCCUGGAGGCGGCAAUAUGGGUCAUAAACCCCUCCUCCCCCAUGUUAGCAGACGGGACAUGGACCAAACAAAAAAAUCUAAUUACAUGAUAAAUGAAUGUUUAGAUGGUUUCUACCUCACUGUUCACGUGUUUCUGAUCAGUUUGGUUUUAAUCAGUUAUUUGAUGAUAUAAAAUCCAUGAUAUUUUGGCUUUAUAUUUAUACAGUCGGAGGAAGUGGAGACGUGUCGUCCAUCUUUGUUGACAGUCAUUGAACAAGCAUGUCCAGGUUUACCCAAAGAACUGUGAGUGUUAAAUCAGUGUGUAUGUGUUUUUUCCACAGAACCGAAGUUUCGUAACUGAAUUAAAAUGACAACAACAAA
Molecule: messenger RNA, 6354 nt
Organism: Hippoglossus stenolepis (Pacific halibut)
Lineage: Eukaryota; Metazoa; Chordata; Actinopteri; Pleuronectiformes; Pleuronectidae
Exons: 6
Coding region: 561-2549 (662 amino acids)
Source: RefSeq, a predicted model, not a curated record